AAUGGUCUAUAGACUUUACUCAAGAUCAAACUAAUAUAAGCUUACCAAAUUUUUAUAAUAAUCUAUCCAUAGAAUGGUUUAUAGAAUUUAGUCAAAAUCAAACUAAUAAUAAUAACGGAAAUUUAACUCCAAAUCAAACUAAUACAAGUUUGCUAAAUAUUAAUAAUAAUCCAAUUAUAGAAUUAUCAGCAGGCAUUGCUCAAAACGAUGAGGAUCAAAUUAAUCAUAAUCUAUUUGUAGAAUAG
Messenger RNA from Racocetra persica, 245 nucleotides. The record is from the annotation of a GenBank genome assembly. Lineage: Eukaryota; Fungi; Glomeromycota; Glomeromycetes; Diversisporales; Gigasporaceae.